Pyrenophora tritici-repentis Pt-1C-BFP is the source of this 1802-nucleotide messenger RNA. Its product is annotated as CypX, Cytochrome P450. Lineage: Eukaryota; Fungi; Ascomycota; Dothideomycetes; Pleosporales; Pleosporaceae. The record is from RefSeq and is a predicted model, not a curated record. Gene Ontology annotation, molecular function: iron ion binding; heme binding; oxidoreductase activity, acting on paired donors, with incorporation or reduction of molecular oxygen.
AUGGGCUCCCUAUCCGCCGGACUGAUCACAUUGACGCUUCUGUACGUCGCCUCCCGACUAUGGCACCUCAACUACAACUACAGAGUUGCACGGGCCGCGGGACUACCUGUAAUUAUAUGCCCCUAUGAUCCCGACAGUACUCUCCAUACUAUACUCUGCGUACCCCUCCGCCCGAUUCUCUGCAGCCUUCUCCCUGGCCCUAUUUUCGCCAUUGUUGAGCUUACUAUCUGGGGGUGGGAGUUCCGCGAUAAAGCAGCCAUCCACGAAAAGCUCGGUCCUGCUUUUAUAUUCGUUACUACGGGACGCAACCGGCUUGUCUGUGCAGACCCAUCUAUGGCUCACGCUAUCAUGAUGAAGAGAAAAGAUUUUGUCCAUACGUAUAUCACAAAUAAGGCUAUGGGUUUCCUGGGCGCGAACAUCAUAACUGCCAAAGAUGAUUCUUGGUCACGCCAACGCCGCAUUGUUGCCCCAGCACUGAAUGAACGCAUUAGUCAGGACGUCUGGACAGAAAGUACGGAACAAGCAUCUUCCCUCGCCGAUACACUUCACUUGCCAUCUACCACCCAUUCACUCGAGAAAAGUUCAGAGGCAGUCACUGGCGUACGUACAAUUGCUAUGAAUGUUCUGGCUCGGAUUGCCUACGGCUAUAAUAAGCCCUUUGCUGCAUCCCAAUCUUCAGACCUGCAAGCUGCAAACUUUUCGUACGUAGACGCCAUCGAACUCUGUACCCAGUUUCUCGCUCUAGCAGCUUUCAUCCCUGGCGGCUUGCUGAGGCUACCCAUCAUGCCUCGUCUCCUGCAGACAAUAGGCGCUGCAAUGAAGCAGCUGCCUGAACUCACGCGAGACAUGCUUGAUCAGGAGCGCAGUAAGGGUAGUUCCACUCCUUCAAGCGGACGGUCCACCAUCAUGAGCACGCUUGUCCGCCUUUCAGACCAGGGGAAAGACCAGGUUUCAAGCGGAAACUCUCUCUUAGUGGAGAAGAAUCAGCAAACAACUGAGGCCAGUACUUCCGGCAGUUCCUAUCUCACGGAGGAAGAAAUCGCAGGAAACCUCUUCAUCUUUACUGCGGCAGGUUUUGACACUACCGCUAACACGAUGUCUUACGCCAUCACCCUCCUCGCGGCCUGUCCAGAGUGGCAGGCAUGGAUCCAGGCCGAGAUCGACACUGUGUUUGGGGAUACGCUGGGCGGAGUAGAUGGGGAGAGUGCCUUGCCAGAAUACGCAACUGCAUUCCCAAAAUUGAAGCGCUGUUUAGCCGUCAUGUUGGAGACUCUUCGCCUCUACCCGCCCGUAACCCUCUUGACGCGUUCCACCACUACACCACAAACGAUCCAACUCGAAAACUCAUCUACGUCUUUCCAUCUACCGGCUCCAAUUAGUGUCUACAUCAAUACGGUAGCUCUGCACACGUCGACUUCUAUAUGGGGCCCGGAUGCGCUGGAGUUCAACCCUUCACGCUGGCUUCGACCCGUUUCUGGAGAGGGUGCAGAGCUGGAAAUCAUGACUCCACCACGCUGCACUUAUCUUCCUUGGUCCGUUGGUCCCCGUAUCUGUCCAGGGCAGAAAAUGGCACAGGUAGAAUUUGUAGCUGUUAUUGCAACGCUCUUCCGCAAAUGUACAGCUCAGCCAAUAGUUAAGAAAGGAGAAAGUAUGCAGCAGGCGAAACAGCGACUACUCGAUUUAACGCAGGAUAGCCAGGCUGGAUUGACUUUACAGAUGAACCGACCAAAGGAGGUAUCUCUCAAAUGGACAAAACGAUAAGAAGUCAGGUAGCUUUAGAUCAAUGGUUAGGGCUCAGAUUG